Solenopsis invicta (red fire ant) is the source of this 1437-nucleotide messenger RNA. RefSeq lists its product as uncharacterized. The transcript has 3 exons. The record is from RefSeq and is a predicted model, not a curated record. The coding region runs from base 931 to 1329 and encodes 132 amino acids. Lineage: Eukaryota; Metazoa; Arthropoda; Insecta; Hymenoptera; Formicidae.
UAUUUAAUUUAAAUGUGUCUACUUCACUUCUUUAAAUUUAAAGUAUCCAUUUUUUUAAACAUUAAAUACAUUUCUUUUUUAUACAAUACAAAAAUUCGUUUAUUCCUAAUGCACACCCUUAUUGAAAAUCCGAUUUUAGCGGACAUUACGUAACAACAUCCUAAUAAUAUCUGUGCAAAAAUAAAAGAAAACUGAAGCUAAUUCUGAUUGCGUGAAUUUUUCUGGUUCUAUUUGCUUGUGGCUCCCAAUCUCUUAUACUUAUAAUUGCAACAUUCAUCGAGUAUCGAUGGAUCUAAUGAUUGAACUAUUAAAUUUCAAUUAAAUUUAAAUGUUAAAGUAAUUUAGGCAAAAAUAACUUUCAAAUACCGUUCCUUGUAAAGACGGCAGCGCACUUGAUAAUUUUCAUGAAAGAUUUACAGACGCAAAAACAAAAUUACAGAAAUUGCAGUGAUUCGAAAUCGUACGGAAAUCAUGGAGAUUUCAAUUUCUGUUACGAAUUUCUUGCGGCAUGCGACAACUGCUCAUCAGUAAAGCUCACGGAUGAUUAAAGCUCAUUCUACAAUAGCCGUAAACAUAAAGUCAUAAGGUUGUAACGUAAGAAAUAAAAAGUUAUUCAUUCACUUACAAUCAUGUUACACUAUUGCAGAAUGGGCUUUAAUCGUCUGUCUUUAAAGCGUCUUUUCUACAUCUUCUACGAAGUUGCAACGCAACUUUCCAUGAAUGGAAUCCGCUGAAUUAUCGUGAGGUGCAUUACGAAAUAACAUGAUGGUUCACCAUUUCCACAGUGGGAGGAAUAAGUGAGCUAGGUGGGGAUCGAAAAAAGUAGAAAGGACAUGUUAGACAAAAUUUAUCUUCCAUCGCGACGAGUGUCCAUCGCGACAAUCUCUUCGACAUCAGAUGAGAAGACUUCGUAAUCAAAGCUGAUCAAAGAUGCCAGUAAGUGUGCCAGUGAGCGUACGGAUUAUGUCAUUGGUUUUUUUGUUAGUGUUAUUAUUGAUCCUAUUAGUGGCGCGCGAACACAUGCAGAAAGUUGCGGAUGAUGUCGAACAUUUAAACAAUCUAUCAUUAAAGACGACGUUCACUUUAUUUCCUAACGGGUCUUACAAAGAGAGUACCUUCUACUACGGAUUAGAGAUCAUCAAAGAAGAUCAAUUAUGCGUCAAAAAAAUCUUGGGAGACGAAAAUAUGAUUUAUUAUAGUCUUCCAAGAGAAAUAUUCACCGUCAAGGACCAAGAACGUACGUUAAGCCUGAUCGGGAUCGGCAUUUUCUGUAUGAUAGUGGGACUAUUUCGGUCGUUUCCACGGUCUACCAAUACAUUCCAUGGAUAGAAAGAACCGCGUAGCCGGAAGAUUUUUAAGAUGUUACUUAAUUUAAAUAUGUCUAUUUGACUUCUUUAAAUUAAAUGUAUCCAUUUCUUUAAGUAUUAAAUUUAUUUC